Messenger RNA from Danio rerio (zebrafish), 3392 nucleotides. The record is from RefSeq and is a predicted model, not a curated record. NCBI's taxonomy places the organism in Eukaryota, Metazoa, Chordata, Actinopteri, Cypriniformes, Danionidae.
GUUUGAAAACGCAUUUCCGGUGUGUGUGUGUUUCCGUAUCCUGUCGAGAGCUUCGUUCGCUCAGUGUUAUAGAUAAAAUCUAACGGUUCGCUGAAGAAAACACGAGGUUUUUCUUGAGGUGUGAUGUCUACGGAUUGUCGAGAUGGAGGGUGGAACUGGAGUCUACUACCAAGCAAUGCCUGCAGUGGGACCAGACGGGAAAAAUGUCAUGAAGUUGAUCCCUGUACAGAAAGUGAACGGACAGUUUUAUCCGACCUCUCUUAACUCGUAUAGAGAUAAUGUAGAUCUACAGCUGAAAGCCUAUGCAAAGCCUGUUCAUCCCCCCAAUGCCUCGACAUCUCAAACCCAGCCUCGACUUCCUUCCCUUCAGGCCACAGCAGAUGGACGUUAUGUCCUUAAAACCUCACCAGAGGUCAGAACUUUAUCUAACCUGGUCCGAACUCAACAAGGUGGAACAAAUAACCUCAUCAUUCACAAUCCAAAGCAAGUGCACAUUUCUCCUUCAGCACACUCGGUAUCCCAGUAUACAGUCCAGUUAUCUCCUCAACCCAGUCCAAAGAGCAUGACAGCGGUCCAAACGUUGCCUGUAACCAUAAAGUCGCCCGUUCUCCCAAACGGUCAUUUCCUGGAGAUCCCUCCAAAUGCAAAAGUAAGAACAAUGCCAGCAACUGCACUCCCGCAGUCCAUCAAAUGUCGCAUAUUGAACUCUGUGAAUAACAUCUCAAACCCUGACAAAACUCCACCAACUGUCGUGCUUGUUUCCCCUGUAAAUUCAGUGAGGCUAAAUUCUAACCAGCAAGUAGUUUCGCUCCCAAAGCAGAGUCAAGUACAAAAGACCCUCUCUCUAAAUCCCCCUACAAACCUGCAAAAUCCUGUUUGUGUUCCUAAAACCAAUGAAGUGAAUACUCCCAUUAAAUGGGUCAUCCAAGAGGGAACUGGCGCAUCUGCUCGUUGCCUUAUACCCGUUUCAUCACAGAAUGUAAACUCUGACAGCGUAAAAACAGUCACACAUGUCAACUCAAAUGAAAUCGCAGCAAGCAAACCCACAGUUCCUCAAACCAUCCUAGAAAAAAUCACCCCGGGCAAAGACAAUGCGCUAGUCAUGUGCAAUGGGAAGGUCUACUUUGUGGCCAGGAAGAAUUCGGAAAUUGCUAAGGAUGUGUUGAUCUGCGAAGGAGAGAAACGAGGGAUUCUGAGCAUCUCUCCUGCUCUCCCAGCCAGCUCUGCACUAGCAUCAACCUCUUCUAAACCAGACCCCAAACCAAGCGUAAGUGAAGUCAUUGACCUCUGUGAUGAUGACGACGAAGAGACGUCCACAUGUCUGGGAGGAGCUCCGGGGAAUCUGCCUACUGCCAGUCAAACAGAGGCAGAUGAGAGCGAUGAAGAAUCCAAUGUUAUAUUUGUUUCAUAUAUUCCACCAAAGACGAGUGCAAAAGCAGCAAGUUCAGACUCUCAGAAGGCUUGUGAAGAACAUGCAGAGCAAAGAAGAAAAUCUGUUACACAGAAGAAAGGAGAAAAUGUGGCAUAUGCAGAAGUGGAUAGUGAUAGCGGUAUUGAUAAUCUGAGUGACGUGAUGAUGGAUGAGCUGGUCAAGGAAAAUGACGUGGCUGACAAAAACUUGAGUUUUGUUUCUGAAAGUGUGAAUAUAGAGGAAGAGAAAGAAGUCGUUAAUGAAAGUUCAUCGGAAGCGAGAUGUCAAGAUAAUGCAGUUGUCAUUGAAUAUGCCAGAGUAUUGGAACAGCCCCAAAACCUCUGUAAUCCAACUACUGAGAACAUUGAAAAGGCUUUUAAAAAUGCUGUUCCAAGUCAUCAGCCCAAGAGUGACCGUGAACUGAGAAAAGAGUUUGGCAUCACCUCUUAUAUCCAAAUUUGCUUGCAAAAAACAAAACCGACUGUGGCGAGUGAUCAGCAGAAAGAGAGACUAAUCAUAAACAAACGCACAUUGGAUGGCCUUCGUAAGGUGAUCCAGGAUUCAAAGCUGCAGUCAAAAAUCCAGCAGAUGAUCCAGGCUCCCCACCCUAAAACAGAGGAGGAUGAAGUUCUGAAGGCCAAAAGGCAAAAGCAAGAGCAGGAAGAGACUGAAAAUACUCCCGUUUUAAGCACCACAAACACAAUACACAUCUCUGAAUGCUCAGACAUUCCCAUGGGAAGCAGUUUGGUCUCAAAGACCUGUCAAGAAGAGGUUUGUUCACCAUCAGAAUCUGCAGCCAACAAGGAUCACACACGAUCUGAAAUGGCAGCAGAUGUUUCUGGUAGCACAUGCGGUCUCACUCCCUCACUCCCACAAAAAGCCCCACAGACUGCUAGUCCUCUCUUCUCUCCUUUCCCUGCAAGGAAUGUUCCACCUCGUUUAAAAAAAGGUAAGAUGUGCACGGCUUGUCCCUGUGGGACAAUUUUAGGGGCUUCAGAAUCCACUUCAUCACAUGAGAAAACAAAUCCAUGUACUGACUCAAAUAAAGGGACAAAAACCAUCUGCUCGAAUAAACCACCAGGAGAAAAUUGUCAAGCUCAGAAACCUCAAGCUAAAGAUCCUGUUAAAAAAUCAGAAAAGAAACCGUCAGGAAAAAGUCCACUUAAAGACUUGGCUCCGUUAGAAAGCUCUAUUAGUGAAACAUUACUCAACGUUUCCUCAGUGAACGUUACCUCAAGUGCUGCUGCUGUUGGCACAAACCAAACUGCUGAAGCUCCUUCAGUCCAACCUGAAAUCAGUAACAUGUGGAGCAGAAACACCAAUGCUGAAACAUCACAGCAAAACACUGGACAAUGUGAAAGCGAUUCAAACUACACCAGCAUGCCUUUGUCUAAAAACAAUUUAGGACCCAAAAUGGACAAAUUUCCGAUGCAAGAGUUGUACUCGUUGGAAACGCUGGAUGCUGAGGAGAUCAAACGUCUGGAGAGAAUCAAGCGUUUGAAGGAUCUGCUGAAGGAGAAGGAAGCUGCGCUGCAGCGGAUGCAGAACAUGAACAUUUAGCCUGACACCAUCAUGCGUCAGAGACUAUCAGAAAACUAAUGUACAUAGUUUGUACAGAAUCGCUAUUUACUAACAUUUCCUUUUAAUGCAUUUUAUUGCAUUUGUUUUAUUCAGUCUUUGAGUACAUGUCAAUUGUUGUGUGUUUGUCUUAUUUAUAGGUGUUCAGAGUAUAUUAAGCAACUUUAAAUAGCAUCUUUGUAAGUUUUCUGUGCCUUCGUCACUACUUGAUUUUCUAUAGUCUAAUAAUAGAUGUUUUUGAACUUUUGUGAUUUGAAAAAAAACUUUUUGGGAAACCUUUUGCUAAGCAGAUGAUGAAAGGAAAGCUGUUACAUUAUUGGAGUAAUACCUUUUUCAUGUUUGUAUUUUGCUACAGAACUGCUCACUGACCUGUAAAUAUUUUUAAAUGUGAACUAUUUCCAGU